Molecule: messenger RNA, 2290 nt
Organism: Mollisia scopiformis
Lineage: Eukaryota; Fungi; Ascomycota; Leotiomycetes; Helotiales; Mollisiaceae
Product: glucose-methanol-choline oxidoreductase-like protein
Exons: 2
Coding region: 251-2050 (599 amino acids)
Molecular function (GO): flavin adenine dinucleotide binding; oxidoreductase activity, acting on CH-OH group of donors
Source: RefSeq, a predicted model, not a curated record
AAAAGUGAAUGCACCUGGCAAAGCAUCAGGGUAUCAGAUUCCCAUUGCCGAAGAUAAGCAGCCAUAAUUAGCAUGCUUUCGCUUUGAUUGGUAACCGCUAGUAUCUUAUUUUUAAGCUUCAAGAACGCGUAUCGGGUUGUUUCCUCGAUUGGAGUGAGGCACCCGUUGCCAUAUAAUCUCGGCCAUGGCUCAAUUCUCAUGAUGAUCUCAGAAUAAUAUCUUAUCCAUUUUUUCGAUUGCAUCUCAGAAUAUGGCUUCAGAGUACGACUUUAUCAUCGUUGGUGGUGGAACAGCAGGCUUGGUCCUAGCGAAUCGACUUUCCGAAGAUCCCAAUAUACAAGUUCUCGUCCUCGAAGCUGGAGAGAAUCUCAUCGAUGACACCAAGAUCAAAGUCCCGGGCGCAAUGGCCACUAAUCUUGGAGGACGUGCCGAUUGGGGUUUCAAGACCACACCACAACAAGAGCUCAAUAGCAGACAAAUCAGCUUGAACCAAGGUAAAGCUUUGGGUGGUUCAAGUGCAAUCAAUGUGAUGAUGUAUGUCCCUCCAUCAAAGACUGUCACCGAUGCCUGGAAAACUUUGGGCAACGAUCGCUGGGGUUGGGACGCAAUGAAACCAUACUUCGCGAAAACAUUCUCGGUGGAAAAUGUACCAAACUCAACGAAACAGCAAUUGGGCAUUACUUGGCCCGACAAGUCCUUUUCUGGACCCAUUCAGACAUCUUUCUACUAUACACCAGAAAGUCUGGUUGCCAAAGCAUGGCAAGAAACGCUUGAUAGUAAAGGGCUUCGGAUGAACUCAGACCCAUUCUCUGGGGCAGGGAGUGGCGCAUUUCCUGCAUUAAGAAGCAUUGACCCAGCGACGGGCAAGCGUAGCUAUUCUGCAUCAGCAUAUUAUGCAACCGUUGCGACUCGGCAAAACCUCCACGUCUUGACUGGUUGUCUGGUUGAGAAAAUCAUUUUCGAGAACAACGACUCCGAAGUCGUAGCGACCAGCGUUCAAUUCUCACAAAAAGAUCGAAACGUCAUCAUCCAGGCAUCCAAAGAAGUUAUUCUUGCAGCCGGCGCUCUUCAAUCCCCCAAGAUUCUCGAACUCUCUGGAGUUGGCAACAAGGACCUGCUUGAAAGCCACGGUAUCAAACUUUUGGUUGACAAUCCUCAUGUAGGAGAGCAUCUCCAAGACCAUCUCAUGAACCGCUUUGUUAUCGCCGACGAAGAUCCCGGUGAGGAAACACUUUUCGACACCGAUCUUUCACCAAUCGACGCAGCAUUGGCCUCGUACAUCAAACAAAACCCAGGGCAUACCGUUAUCGAAGGUAUCUCCUCAAUCGCAUAUCUUCCUCUUGUUGACCUCCUCAACCCAGCCGGUGCCACAACUCUCAAAUCACUCUUCGAUGCUUACCCUGCAGUAUCGGAUCCAAAUUUCCCACUCGCAAAGCAGUACUAUGACAUUGCACGAUCAUGCCUAGAAACCGAAGGCGAAGCAUCAGGCGCUUACAUCAAUGCAAUAUUUAAGACCAUCGGACUGGACCCCAAAAAAGCUGUUGCGAUUAGCUUCACACUUUCUCAACCACUUUCUCGAGGAAGCGUCCACAUCUCUUCUCCUAACCCAAAAGAUGACCCAAUCAUCGAUCCAAAAUACUUCUCCCACCCUCUUGAUCUCGAGUUAUACGCUCGUCAUCUUUCGUGGCUGUCUUCACUCCUCACCUCUCCUUCUCCAAUCAAUUCAUGCAUUACGGCCAUCAACACCGCAAGUGGGAAACACAAUCUGGAGCACUACUUUACGGAUUUGAAUGUAGCGAAAGAGUAUGUAAGGAGGACAGGGACGAGUAUGUGGCAUCCUACGAGCACAUGCGCGAUGCUACCGAGAGAGAAAGGAGGUGUCGUGGAUGAGAGGUUACGGGUUUAUGGGGUGAAGGGCUUGAGGGUUGUGGAUGCGAGUGUGAUGCCGUUGAUUACGAGGGGAAAUACGCAGGCUACUGUUUAUGCUGUUGCUGAGAAGGCUGCGGAUUUGGUGAAGGAGGAUUGGGGACUCUUGAGUAGAGCCGUGUAGAUUGUUCGGAAACUUCACAACAAUUUCACGUCGAGGCAUUUUCCAGUCUAUCCUCAACGGAGCAUCUGAAUAACGAUUGUUUAACUCAUGCCAUUUAAACUCGCGAUCCUUCUGUCAAUCAGUAACCCUUUCUCCGCUCAUGAAAUAGCAAGGAUUGCAACGGCUGCAACCGCUCUGAUUCGUGAGCGCAACGCCACUCGCAAGUUCUUGCAACUUCAAAAUAUCGGACUUCCGAUGCAU